CCAGAAACGUCGAAGCGGUGUAUUUUUUGCACGGACGCAUGAGGCCGCCAACGAUCCGCGCCCUGUACAAGGUCAUUCUCCGUGAUGUGCGCAAGAUGAGCGCGAUCCCGGGCUUCCGCGUGCGCGAGCCGCUGAGCAUGCUCCAGUGGGGCACCGGUGGCAUGCUGCCGCCACCCGAAGACGGCGUCGUCGCGUCGCCCUACGCGUCGCCCGAGGACAAGGAGACGUGGGUCCGCCUGCAAGCGCUCCUCGAGCCGCACCGUGGCGCCGACCUGCGCGAAGUCGUCCGCGCCACGUUUCGCGCCAACGCGACGCUCACCGACCCCAAGACCAUUGCACAGAAGAUCGACGAGAUGAUGUGGGUCAUUCCCGAGAUCUCGCGCCAGCGCCUUCUCGCCGAGUCGUCGAGCGUGACUUGCACGGACGACGUCGAGAUUGAAGCCACGAGCCAGUUCCUUCCGACACAGUCGGAGCCCAACCGGUUUCGCUACACGUACCGCAUUCGCAUCCGCAAUCUCGGUAGCGAAGACAUUGUGCGCGUGAACGGCCGGCACUGGGUCUUCAACCACAACUCGGUCAAGCGCGACGUACUGCCACGCAACUCGCCCGGCGUUGUGGGGCACAUCCCCGUGAUCGCGCCGGGUCAUACGUUCGAGUACGCGAGCGGCGUCGAUCUCGAGACGACGACCGGGUCAGCGUCCGGUUGCUUGCACAUGACGCGCUUCAUGGCGACCGAAGGCGGCGGCGAAGUCGAAUUCGAUGCGGAAAUUGCGUCCUUUCUCCUCCAGCCGACCGUGUCGGACUAAAAAAACACCACUAGACAUCGUUUGAUCGCAUGAUCUUGAACUCUGGUGCAGCCACGCAGCGAGUCGCGCAUGAACCCGAACGUAGGACGUCCGCACAGCUGCUUUGCAUUGCGCUCGCAACGGCCGCCGCAUGCUUCAUGGCGGCUCGCAUGCAUGCAUUAUGGUGCUUGCAGCCCUAGCUCGAGCCAUCAUCAAGUGCAUCACUUGCUCUCAUCCACGACUGGAGCUGCCAUCGCGACCCCCCAAAAGCAACUGUAGCAAAGCUACAUGCGCGUGAUCUUCUCGACGAUGAGCUUCAUGUACGUAUUUUCUUGGU
Messenger RNA from Saprolegnia diclina VS20, 1122 nucleotides. RefSeq lists its product as hypothetical. The transcript is spliced from 6 exons. Lineage: Eukaryota; Oomycota; Saprolegniomycetes; Saprolegniales; Saprolegniaceae. The record is from RefSeq and is a predicted model, not a curated record. The coding region runs from base 39 to 806 and encodes 255 amino acids.